Bacillus rossius redtenbacheri is the source of this 1965-nucleotide messenger RNA. Its product is annotated as acetylcholine receptor subunit alpha-like. NCBI's taxonomy places the organism in Eukaryota, Metazoa, Arthropoda, Insecta, Phasmatodea, Bacillidae. The transcript is spliced from 10 exons. Bases 39 to 1817 code for a protein of 592 amino acids. The record is from RefSeq and is a predicted model, not a curated record. Gene Ontology annotation, cellular component: synapse; plasma membrane; neuron projection. Gene Ontology annotation, molecular function: transmitter-gated monoatomic ion channel activity involved in regulation of postsynaptic membrane potential; excitatory extracellular ligand-gated monoatomic ion channel activity; transmembrane signaling receptor activity. Gene Ontology annotation, biological process: nervous system process; monoatomic ion transmembrane transport; signal transduction.
CGAUGUUUCAGUCUUCACUGCCACAGUGAGCUACAGAGAUGCAUCAGGCGGUGACAGUUAUACUCUCGUUAAUUUUUACAACUGUGCGAGGACAGAAACCUGGCUCCAUACAGGCAGCGCCGGCAUGUCGCAAGGAAGUGCGCACCUACAGCUACGCCUACAACGACUUCUACCGCAUCGACGAGGCGGGCGGGCUCGACGGGCCCGGGAACGUCUCCCUGCAGGUGUACGUGCAGGCGGUCAGCGACGCGCACGUGCUGCUCUCUACAGUCCCCUUCCCGAAGCCCGCCGAGCCGGUGUACGAGAUCGUGCUGGGCGGCGGCCGCAACACCUUCUCCGAGGUGCGGCGCUCGCGGCGCACCAGCACCGCGGCCGCGGUGGCCACCUCCGACCUGCUGUCGGCCGCCGAGCUCAGGGGCUUCUGGGUGCGGCUGCGCCCCUCAGGCAUGCUGGAGGUGGGCGAGCGGGGCAGCGACCUGCCCUUCCUCUUCUGGAAGGACCCGCACCCGCUCAGGAUACGCUACUUCAGCUUCAGCACGUGGACCGGCGUCGCGGGCAAGUUCCUCUUCGACUGCCCGGCGCCGGGGGACCCUGAUGGAGCAGAAACGUCCGAGCCCGUACCAACUAAGCAAACAACGUUGGAAAGACUGCGCAGCGACUUGCUGACCAACUACGACCCCUACUCUCGACCAGUGCUGCACGAGGACCACUACACCACUGUCUACGUGCGCUUCGCUUCCCGCCACAUACAACUGGAUGAGAAGAGAGGUUUACUAUCCACUCACGGAAGAAUGUCAAUGAACUGGAUCGAUGAGAAGAUUGUAUGGGAUCCUGAGAAUUACGACAACAUUUCCGUACUCAACCUUGCAAGUCAUGAAGUGUGGCUUCCUGAAAUUGUGCUUUAUAACGCCGCGGGCCACGGCGCCGACGUGCUGGGAGAGGCAGGGCUGGCGGUGGGCGCGGACGGGCGGGCGCGCUGGGCGCCCCAGGCGCGCCUGCGCUCCUGGUGCCGGCUGGACCUGCGGCGCUGGCCGCGCGACGAGCACAGCUGCGACCUGCGGCUCGGCUUCUGGGCGCAGCAGCAGCCGCGGCUGCUGCUGCAGCUGGACAACACCACCGAGGUAUCUGAGCAGAGAACUGGCUCCCAGUGGGAAGUAGUGGACCUCAAUUCGCACAUUGUGUGGGGCACGGAGAUUUGGGCUGAUGGACAGUCCGAGUACGAGACGGAGUUGAAUCAGGAGCCAACCCCCAAUCUCAUCAUACAGAUACGACUACGGAGACGUGAAGAGUCAUACACUGUCAUUCUUACAGCACCUUUCAUUGUCAUCAAUGCGAUCACGUUUCUGUCGUUCUGGAUGUCUCCAAAUAAUUUUGCCAAGACCAUAUUUGUGUGCUUGGCAUUGGUGAUUUCCUCCAUGGUCGCAGCAAUUUUAACAGACGUUAUUCCAACGCAUCCUUCGCACACGCCAUUCAUCGUUUUAGUGUAUAGUAGGAGCAUGAUCGCGGCGCUCGUCUCGCUCCUGUUAACAGUGACAACAAUUUGUCUGAGUCGAUACAACCAUGUCCGACCACUGCCCGGCAUACUAUACAAGCACAUCACUUCUGAAUACGUCUGCACAAUUCUCUUCCUACCGAGGACCACGAGUGAGAUCAAUACAAAGUACAGUCAGCUGGAUGAGACUCGUCAAAAUAAUCAAGCUGCUAGAAUAACACGCGACGAUAUUCAGCUUCAGUGGAGACUUCUCGCGGUUUACUUAGAUCGCAUCUGCAGCAUCUUGUUUUGUGUCUUUAUUGGAAUUGUUUUCGCCACUUGUUAAACAUUUUAUAUUUAUUCACUAGAAAUAGUUUACCAUCGGCAAUUUGAACAAAAUCACUAAACAUAAAUUUAAAAAAAUUAUAUGUUUUGAUGAUUUUAGUCUUAUUUAUAGCAAAAUUUAUAGUAGUAAAUAAAUAAGAAAAAGUGAA